Messenger RNA from Arxiozyma heterogenica, 1020 nucleotides. RefSeq names its product cruciform cutting endonuclease (gene CCE1). Gene Ontology annotation, molecular function: DNA endonuclease activity; crossed form four-way junction DNA binding; Y-form DNA binding. Bases 1 to 1020 code for a protein of 339 amino acids. Lineage: Eukaryota; Fungi; Ascomycota; Saccharomycetes; Saccharomycetales; Saccharomycetaceae. The transcript has a single exon. Gene Ontology annotation, cellular component: mitochondrion. The record is from RefSeq and is a predicted model, not a curated record.
AUGCUUAAUAAAUAUCAUAGUUAUAAUUAUGGUAACAUUAAUAAUAUCCUAUCUUCUAUUUUAUUGCCAACUUUAAAAUUAACACAUUUACUUAAAUUUUCCUCAUUAAUAGGUGGUCCAAAAACCGGUUCCACAAAAACCGAAAAGUGCAAUAAUUUGAGAAUAUACCUAUCUCAAUUAAUGCACUUUACUAAACCUCUUCAAAUUGUGUCUAUUGAUACAGGAUUGGUCAACUUUGCAUGGUCACAAUUUCUUUUAACUGAUGAAGAGAAACAACCACUUUUGAGCCAGUGGGGGAAACUGAAUUUAUAUAGAAAAUUCUUUAAUGAGGUAAUCCCAGAGGGCACCAAAUUUUCGCCAUUGGAUACAUCUUAUCUGACCUCGCAAUUGACUAAUUUCAUUUUGAAUGAAUCCAAAAUAUCUACAAAUAUUCUUUAUACUAUAGAAAGGCAAAGGCUGCGUACCAACAGCUCUAAAUUUGUGACUGACCCAAUUUUAAAUGUUAAUAUCUUAGAACAUUUACUAUUUUAUGCUUUAAAAAAUUUGAGCCCUGGUCAUGACACUCUAUAUCAGAAUAACUUUGUUAUUUCAUCUGAUCCUGGAAGAAUGACAAACUAUUGGUUAGCUAAUCAAAGAUUCAAUUCCAAAGAUUCAAAAAAAUUAAGAAUAGCAACAGCUGUUAAUCUGUUAGCUUAUAGUCAGAAUACAGGCAACUUGUUUAAAAUCGAUUCUGAAUUAUCUAACAAAAUGUUGACUUUGAAAGAGAAUAAAUUAAAGAGUAAACAUGGAAUUCUAUUCGAUACACUGGAAAUGAAUCAAAUGCUUAACGGGAAACGCAAGGAUGAUGAUUUAGUCGAUUCCUUUUUACAUGGACUAUCAUGGUCUACGUGGAUACAAACCUAUAAAAAUUUAUUAUAUGAGAUCGAUCAAAAUGGCGGUGAAAGAUUCCCAUUGUCUAAAUGGAUAGAUUUUAGUUGGCAUCAACAUAUUAAACUGUUGGAUUUAAUCAAAGAAACUUAA